Messenger RNA from Folsomia candida, 799 nucleotides. RefSeq names its product PHD finger-like domain-containing protein 5A. The transcript is spliced from 5 exons. Bases 421 to 741 code for a protein of 106 amino acids. Gene Ontology annotation, cellular component: U2 snRNP; precatalytic spliceosome; catalytic step 2 spliceosome. The record is from RefSeq and is a predicted model, not a curated record. Lineage: Eukaryota; Metazoa; Arthropoda; Collembola; Entomobryomorpha; Isotomidae. Gene Ontology annotation, biological process: mRNA splicing, via spliceosome.
CUAGUACUUAAAAAGUGGUGGACGUGUUGCAGGCGGUGAAAUUGGAGAAAAGUUUAUUAAUAUGUUAGUUUGAUUUCCUUUCUUUCAAAGCAUAAACCAGACCUACAUAUAAAAACCUUGGGUAAAUAAAAAUUGAGAAAAUUCGUAUUGAGUUAUCCAAAUCCUUAUAGGUUUGGAAUAAACUAGCCGUCUUUCAUCCGAGUUUGGUAAAUCAGUGGUAGAUUGCUUUAAAUUUCUUGUACAUAUAUACAGAUACACACUUCUAAAUUAUUAAUGAAAAAGUACGUAUUAUUAUUUAUCUCAUGUACGUUUAACUAAAAGUUGUAAUUUAAUUCAAAAAGAGGAAACGGGAUCAAAUUUGUCAGCAUAGGAUUUAUAUUCCGUUUCGUUAAGUAUGGUGGUAUACGUGUAACCCUACAUAUGACAUAUCGUCGGACUAACUCUAAAACCACGAAAGGUAAAGGAUUCCCCGCACCAGCCCGAAAUACAAAUAUAUUUAAUUUCAUAUCAAGCCAAAAGGUCACAGAAAUUAAGAAAGUCGGGGUGAUGGGGGUGAUACUUUAUAUAAAUGGGGACCCAAGGUUUGUAAAUCUACACCCAGCAGUAUCAACGACAAUGGAUAAAGUAACUGCUCUGAACGGCAAAAUUGCAAAUUUUUCAAAGGUUUCGCCAUUUCUAAUGGAUUUGACAUUUACUGAUAGUAUAAUUGUGUCAUUUAUGAUGGAAACUAUUAAUUUUUAAGUUAAAUUGAGAAAUUUACUAGACAAAUAUUAGUUUACAUUUCAAUUGCAGAUUUUGA